This is a messenger RNA of Mangifera indica (mango), 960 nucleotides long. Its product is annotated as transcription termination factor MTEF1, chloroplastic. The transcript has a single exon. NCBI's taxonomy places the organism in Eukaryota, Viridiplantae, Streptophyta, Magnoliopsida, Sapindales, Anacardiaceae. Gene Ontology annotation, molecular function: double-stranded DNA binding. The annotation marks the transcript as partial. The record is from RefSeq and is a predicted model, not a curated record. Gene Ontology annotation, biological process: regulation of DNA-templated transcription.
AAACUUCAUUUCCAAGUUCAGUGUAAGGCAAAAGCUAAGCAAUGCUUUUUUUCUCUUCAUCUUCCCCCAGCCUCCCACGCCGUUACCUCAAAUCCAAGCACUUUUUCUUCAUCUUCCUCUUAUAAAAACCCAUCUCUUUACAUCAAAUUCAGAACCUCCCACCGUGAAAAUCUCAGGUACCUCAAAGCCAUUGGCAUACUAGAUCCCUACACAAAACCUCACAACCUGCCUUCUCCAGAUGCUGUCACACACCUCUUUUCAAUCAUACACUUCUUCAAAUCCAAAGGCAUUCUUGAUGCUGACUUCUCGCGCCUUGCAUACUUAUGCCCUCAGCUCUUCACCAUCAACUUUGACCCUUCUGAGAUCGAACCCGUUUUUGACUUCCUGAUCACAAAUUUACAUGCUACGGUCCCAGAAAGGCGUGGACUGAUAGUGAAUUGCCCUUACAUUCUUCUUUCAGAUGUGGAAUAUUGUCUUCAGCCAACUCUCGAUUAUCUGAGGAAACUUGGGGUGAAGAAACUGAACAUGCCCACUAAACUAAAUGCAUAUCUUUUGAACACAAGGGUGGACAAGUUACGAGAGACAUUGAAGUUCUUGAAAAGCAUGGGGUUGAGACACAAGGAAGCAGCAGAGAUUUGCAGGAGGAUGCCAGCCAUUUUUGGGUAUAAUAUUGAGGACAACUUGAGGAUUAAGUUUGAGUUUUUGGUGGUGGAGAUGGGGCGGAGUUUGGAGGAGUUGAUGGAGUUUCCUCAGUAUUUUGGCUUUAGUUUGGGGAAGAGAAUUGCUCCAAGGCACUGGCACUUGAAGCAGAGAAAUGUUCACAUUAAGUUGAAUAGAAUGUUGUUGUGGAGUGACCAUAGGUUCUAUACCAAAUAUAAGUAAAAUUUCUUUUCAUCAAUGAAACUUGUAUAUGUGAUUUCUAGCUAGUGUAAAUCAAUUUUCAGGCUCUUUAAAUCCAAA